AGGAUCGGACCCGCAGAAUUCAACCGCAUGCGCUUAUUGUUACACGAAAGUUUUACAUUUGUUCCAUCUUACAGGCAGAAAAAUGGAUCUAAAUAUAAGAGUCUUUAAUUUUCUCGAGGAAAAAGAUUACCCAGAGCUCGCUGCUUUUUAUCAUGACGCUUUAUUUUGCGACUGGGAAGAGUCUCUCAGUACCUACGAAUUUCAUAAAAUAGAGCCUAUUGACUGGGAGGUAGUUUUUAUCGAUCGGCAGGAGAUUCUUGUAACGGGUAUAGCAGCUUUGUGCGCCUUCACUCAGGACAAUUUUGUUGGACCGAGCCUUCCUGCUGAAUACUCGGCCAAACUCAUGCCAGGUGUAAAAGCAGCUGACCUGUUGAAAUCAGAUGGAGAAGAGUUAAAUGAAAACGUUAGCUCGCCAGAGCUGUUGUACAUUUGUAAGAAAGCGUUUGAUGUACUUACCAUUGAGUCAGAAGAGCUCGGAAGCCCGGCGAGUUUUGAGGAACGACUAUGGUAUCUUCGAUAUUUAAUGAUACAUCAGCGCUGUUUAGACGAUCUCUCACACGAACUGUAUUCAAAAUUCGAUCGGAACACGGAACUGCUGGUGUCCACUUUUAGUACCAUAGACCAUUAUGGUUUAUUGGUACAGAGCCACAUCGAAAUAGCUCAAGGCUACAUUUUCUUCAAACGAAUCACUAAGUCAGAGCAAUGGAUGAAGUCGUUGAAGGAUAUUUCUGGUAUCGAACUAACCGUUGAGGGAGCACUUGGAGUAAGAACACAACAUCAGCAAAAUCCAUUACCGCAGCUAACGUUACGAGUCAAUAUUCUUAACUCACGACAGCUGAAACCAGCUGCUGAAACGCAUGGUGAAAUAAUUCUUCCAAGUAUGUUAAACCUUGAUGAUGAUUUGCGCUUGGAGAAAACGCAAUUUAUUGCAGAGGAAGAAAAUAAAGAUGUGCAGCUGCCCAGUUUGGUACAGGAAAUCAUAUUCACAAAUCUACUCUAUUUAAAACACUCCCAGCCUAGGGAUAAGUUAGCCGACGAAGAGCUACAGCCGUACCUUACGACUUUGCUGUACCAAAAACAUGGCCCUUUGGCGACUAGAAUUGCAGCUUUAUUGUUCAACAUUCAGCUGGAAGCGAAUCACAAAAGAACAGUCGAACGUUCGUUUAAACAAUGUGAAGAUCUGAUUCGCCAGCUAGAUGGUGGUUCGAAUCCUCUGCAACACAGAUUAGCCUACGCAUUUGCCUCUGGAUUAACGCCUCGAUGGCAAAUAAAGGCCACUCUUGGACGUCUAAGGGUUAGCUUAGGAAUGACGAAAACUGCUUUGGAUCUUUUCCUUGAGUUGCAUCUUUGGGAAGAAGUAAUUGCAUGUUAUACCACGUUGGAUUUACGACACAAAGCAGCAGAGAUUAUCCAACAGGAAAUAAGCAAAAAACCAACAGUAUUGUUGUAUUGUUUGCUGGGAGAUGCAACCGAUGACGUAGGCUGUUACGGGAAUGCAUGGGAGCUAUCAAAAGAAACCAGUGCCAGAGCACAGCGUCAUUGGGGCAAUUAUUACUUUGCCAAAAACCAAUUUGCUGAGGCGAUUCCGCAUUUUCAAAAAUCAAUCCAAAUCAAUUGUCUUCAGGAGACUACUCUCCUUAGACUUGGGUUCGCCGCUUUGCAGCUUGAACAAUGGGACGUAGCAGCCGAAGCUUACAGGUUCUAUACAUCCUUAGAAUCGCAUGGAUUUGAAGCAUGGAACAAUCUAGCUAAAGCCUACGUUAAACUAGGACAAAAAACACGAGCCCAUAAAAUAUUGCAAGAAGCUCUAAAGUGUAAUUUUGAUAACUGGAAAGUGUGGGAAAAUUUUCUUCUUGUAAGUAUAGAUACCAAAAACUACGAAGAUGCUAUAAAUGCAUAUGAGCGUCUCAUGGAGUUGAAGGACAAAUUUGAAGAUCACGAAAUUUUGGAGAUUUUGACUAAAGUUGUCUUUGAAGGAGCGCUGGACGCUAGUGACAAUUCGUCGCAGCGAUUAACAAAGAAGAUGCUUCAGCUUCUUGGGCAUGCAUGUGCUAGAAAUGUAAGUAAUGGCUAUUUGUAUGAGUUGUCGGCUCAACUAGAGGGAGAAGAUAUGCUUAAAAAAGCCAAUAAGCUGCAAAACGCUUAUCGCGCAUAUACACAAAGUAAUAAUCAGUGGUCAAAGGCGCCCGAUAGUAGCGAAAAAAUAUUAAAAAUAUGCAUUGAGCUAUGCAAAAACAGCUUGCAAGCAUUUUUCAACGCGAAACAUGACCUGGAAAUGUGUCAAGCGGUAAAAUCUCAACUGUCCUCGGCAAGAUUAACCGGUCAAGGAUGUCUCCGAGCGGCCAGUAAUGAAAACUGGGAACAAAAUGCUGACCUGGUUAAUCAACUCAAAUAUGUCAUAGAAGCACUCAAUGCAGAGUUAACAGAUAGUGCAAAUCAGUAAUAUGAAGCGUACAAAUUUAAAUUCAAUUAAGUAUAAUAUAAA
Sabethes cyaneus is the source of this 2485-nucleotide messenger RNA. RefSeq names its product tetratricopeptide repeat protein 27. Gene Ontology annotation, molecular function: protein binding. Lineage: Eukaryota; Metazoa; Arthropoda; Insecta; Diptera; Culicidae. Bases 83 to 2443 code for a protein of 786 amino acids. The transcript is spliced from 3 exons. The record is from RefSeq and is a predicted model, not a curated record.